AUGACAAUACUGUGUGCACCUUCACAGACUCCAGGUUACUAUGAUAUAGUAGCAGAAGACAUGUCUGUGUGGCACGUUCCCAACAACUUCCCAGUGGAGCACUGGAACCUGGCAGCCAUCCUCCGCUACCACACUAGCAACCGCUUCCUCCGCCUGUAUGGAGGAAACCUCUUUGAGCUCUUCAAGCGAUAUCCAGUAAGAUACAAUGUUGGCUCGUGCAGCAACAGAGGCCCAGCUGUUCCCAUUGUGUAUGACCAUGGAGACAAAGAGUCCACCAAGAUGUUUUAUGGACCCAAAUCAAGAGCGGAGUCUGAACCAGGUUUCAUCACAUUCAGACCAAUAAACAACGAACGUGCAGCCAUGGCUAUCUGCUCCGGGGUCAAACCGAACACUGGAUGCAACACUGAACACUACUGUAUAGGAGGAGGUGGAUAUUUCCGUGAACACCAUGAACAGUGUGGGGACUUCCCGUCAUUUGACUGGGACAGACUGGGAAUGGAUCAAGGCUGGAGCGCUUCCAAAGAGAUGAGAGAGGCUGCUGUGUUACUGUUCUACCGCUGAGAGGAUUAUUGUCACAUGUACAUUGUAAAGUCAGUGAAUCACAUGAAAUACAUUUUAAACAAAUUCAAAUGAUUGUAAACUUCAAGUAAAAUAUAAUAGAAUUAGUUAGUUCAGUGCAUGAAUGCAGCGUAUGAAUGAGG
Messenger RNA from Larimichthys crocea (large yellow croaker), 701 nucleotides. Its product is annotated as intelectin-like. Gene Ontology annotation, molecular function: oligosaccharide binding. NCBI's taxonomy places the organism in Eukaryota, Metazoa, Chordata, Actinopteri, Sciaenidae. The record is from RefSeq and is a predicted model, not a curated record. The coding region runs from base 1 to 561 and encodes 186 amino acids. The transcript has 4 exons.